CCUGGGUUAUUAAGGGUUCUGCUGGAUCUCUCAGCCCCCACACUGCAGCAGUCCUGGGAGAGUGUGGGAGAGAAGGGCUGACGCAGUUACACACAGACAAGCUGUAGAGGAGGAGCCUGCACCAAAUGCAGCAUCUUUCAGUAUCCAGGCAGCAGCAACAGCUAGAGGCAGUGGGGGCAGGAUCUGAAUCAAGAUCAGCACCAAAGGGCUGGAUUACUCCUCUGCCACAGCAAGGUGGACAUCAGCAGGGGCAGGAAGAGCAUCAUCUGGGUAUAAUAAGGAAAAUAACAUUUAAACAUCUCAUGUACACAAUAUCAAAUCACUAGCUAUAAAUGAAUUGUUAUUUGAUGCAACAGUCACUGCUACAUAACAGCUAACUUAUCAAACUGGUUUCAGGAGAUUCUAGUAGUCCAGACCAAAAUAAGCCAGGCAAUACCAGGGUGCAUUGGACAAUUGGAACAGCUAACUAAUCUCUUCCACAAAAACCAAAGGACCAGGCAAGGAGGGAGAGAAUUGCAGAUCCUGGAAAAACUGCAAACACAGCGACUGAACUAAAUCCAGCUUCCAGUAUAGUCCUGCAGCAGCACCACCCCCAGCAGGAUCAGCCCAGUCUAGCACAAGCUGAGCUGUUAGCAACCGCCAGAGCCAGCAGAGACUUUAUUAUCAGCAGCCACCCCCUGCAUAGAGCAUCCUUUGCAACAUCGGCACAGAUACCCUGCACAAGCUCUGCAACACCAUCACCAUUCUCAAUCCCUUGGAUACCAAAGAGCAAGUGAAGCCUGACAGCUGUCACUACUGCAGCAUUUUUAAGUAUUGAAGGAGCUGCCAGCACUUAAAUCAGCAGUAGUGGGUGCGGUGACCUGUUGGGCCUGUGGCAGGAUCAGCAUGUGGUAGACGGCUCCAUUUGCCUCCAUCUCAGUGCUUCUUUACUAUUUUUCAUAUAUAUUUUUUUUAAUAUUUGUAACCCAGUCAUUGCCAUGUAUUUCUCAGGGUGCCACCCUCUACUCAUUUGCUGAGGCUUGCCAUAGGGAACAUGGAUACUUGUAUAAUUUCUUAUAAGUGGCAGAAAAGUAACCGUGCUUUAAAUGGAGGAGGACAUUGAUACCCGUAAAAUUAACAACAGUUUUCUACGUGAUCACAGCUAUGCAACAGAAGCUGACAUUAUCUCGACAGUAGAAUUUAACAACACUGGAGAAUUGCUUGCGACAGGAGACAAGGGGGGGCGCGUUGUAAUAUUUCAACGUGAGCAGGAGAGCAAGAACCAACCUCACAGAAGAGGAGAAUACAAUGUUUACAGUACUUUCCAGAGUCAUGAGCCAGAAUUCGAUUACCUGAAAAGUUUAGAAAUCGAAGAGAAGAUAAAUAAGAUAAGAUGGCUUCCACAACACAACGCUGCUUAUUUUCUUCUGUCUACAAAUGACAAAACAGUGAAGCUAUGGAAAGUCAGCGAGAGAGACAAGAGACCAGAAGGAUAUAACCUGAAAGACGAGGAAGGGCGGCUGCGUGACCCAUGCACAAUAACUACAUUAAGAGUACCGGUGUUGAGACCUAUGGAUUUGAUGGUGGAAGCUACACCAAGACGAGUAUUCUCAAAUGCACACACAUAUCAUAUCAACUCGAUAUCUGUGAACAGUGACUAUGAAACCUAUAUGUCAGCGGAUGAUCUGAGGAUAAACUUGUGGAACCUUGAAAUAACCAAUAGAAGCUUUAAUAUUGUAGACAUAAAACCAACCAACAUGGAAGAGUUGACAGAAGUAAUUACAGCAGCAGAGUUUCAUCCGCAUCACUGCAACACAUUUGUAUACAGCAGCAGUAAGGGAACGAUACGACUAUGCGAUAUGCGAUCUUCUGCCUUGUGUGACAAGCACUCAAAAUUAUUUGAAGAACCUGAAGAUCCAAGUAACAGAUCAUUUUUCUCUGAGAUUAUCUCUUCUAUUUCUGAUGUGAAGUUUAACCACAGUGGCCGGUAUAUUAUGACCAGAGAUUAUCUCACUGUCAAAGUGUGGGAUCUGAACAUGGAAAACAGGCCAAUAGAGACAUACCAGGUUCAUGAUUACCUCCGAAGCAAGCUGUGCUCCCUCUAUGAGAAUGAUUGCAUUUUUGACAAAUUUGAAUGUGUAUGGAAUGGCUCAGAUAGUGUCAUAAUGACCGGGUCAUACAAUAAUUUCUUCAGAAUGUUUGACCGAAAUACCAAGCGUGAUGUUACAUUGGAAGCCUCCAGAGAAAAUAGCAAGCCUCGAGCAAUUCUCAAACCACGUAAAGUCUGCGUUGGAGGGAAGAGAAGAAAAGAUGAAAUUAGUGUGGACAGUUUGGACUUUAGCAAAAAAAUUCUCCACACAGCCUGGCACCCUUCAGAAAACAUCAUAGCAGUGGCAGCUACAAAUAACCUGUAUAUAUUCCAGGACAAGGUCAACUAGAUGGCUGUUGCAAAAAGAAUAGGCACGAUGUGUUCUAAGGCUUUUUAAUAUUAUUUUUUUCUCUUCCCUUUUUUCUAACAUAUUUUGUUAAUUUAUUUAUAUUUGGAUCACCAAGAUCUUCCUCUGCUGAAGUAUAGCUAAACAAACAGUUCUGUUUAAUUCCCCAAAUAUUCCAACUGAUAUUAAGACUUUUUUGUUGGCCAUCUUACCUGCUUCAAGGUUUUAUAACAUACUCUUUUGCAGUUGGUUAAAGGCCUUUCCUGCUGUUUGAAGGUAUAAGCAAGAAGCUUUGGAGAAACCAAAUGUGGGCAUCAAUAAUAUUUCUUUUUAACUGAUAAUUGAAUUUUUAAUAAAAUAUGACCAUUUAA
Messenger RNA from Bombina bombina (fire-bellied toad), 2785 nucleotides. RefSeq names its product protein phosphatase 2 regulatory subunit Bbeta (gene PPP2R2B). Gene Ontology annotation, molecular function: protein phosphatase regulator activity; protein binding. NCBI's taxonomy places the organism in Eukaryota, Metazoa, Chordata, Amphibia, Anura, Bombinatoridae. Gene Ontology annotation, cellular component: cytosol; protein phosphatase type 2A complex. Gene Ontology annotation, biological process: peptidyl-serine dephosphorylation. Bases 1086 to 2417 code for a protein of 443 amino acids. The transcript has 9 exons. The record is from RefSeq and is a predicted model, not a curated record.